AUGUCUCUUCCGCAGUUGCAAAUCAAGCUGCACAGGCCCUCCGACGGCCUCAUACGCAAAAUUACCUUCGACACCCCACCUUCAUGGACGACACUCGCUGCGAAGAUCGAGGCGCUGUAUCACAUUACGCAGGCUGACGUCGCCGUCUCCUAUCUGGAUGCGGACGGCGAUGAGAUCACGCUCUCCUCUGAAAGCGAAUUGCAGGAAUAUUACCGCACGCUUCCGCCUGGCGCACCUGGCGAGAGCAAGGUCGCCAAGCUCACUGUGCGCGACCUCGGCGCAGAGAGGAACAAGCCAUUGCCUUCGACCCCGCCCACGGGCAGCUCGAACCUGCACGGCGGCUUCAGGAACACGUUUGGCGUGCCGAUGAUGUUCGACGUCGAGGAGGAAGAGGAAUGGCAGCGCGUCCCGCAGGCACUGUCGUCACUCUUUGGCGUCGGCCGUGACGAGUCGGUCGGCAGCGGCCCGCAUGCAUUCGUCGAGACGAUUGAUAGCGAAAUCGGCGGGUCCCAGGCGCAAGAACAGGACAGAGAUGACAUCGUCGAUGCGAUAACCAUCCCGGACUCUGAGCUUACGGAAACGACACCUGCACCGACCCAAGACAAAGACAAAGGCAAAGCCCGCGCGAACUCCUCCCAGGAGUCCGUCAUCGGAUCCCAGACUCCGGACAAAUAUCCUAUCCACGUCGUGGAUCUCAAUGCCAUGGACAUCGACGACAUCCUCGAGAAAGGCAGAACGUCUCCCAUCUCUCGUAGCGAGCCGGUACCCGGUCAGGCACCGAGGGCCAGCACGGCGUCGUCGUCUACAGUCUCCGACUCAGAGGCGCCCGAGCCUCCGCUGCCCGACCUUGAGAACCUCGGGAACCCUAUGUCUAGUGCAACCAGCCGUGCCCCGAGUGCCACUGUAUCACUUACGAACGAUGUCGCGAACCUUUUCAGCACGCUGUCGGCCGUUAUCGCAUCCCACCCAGAGCUUUCCGAAGGCGUGCGCAACCUCGUGCGAAACGCGGCCAACGGAACGUACUGGCAGGCACACCGCCAGGCAGUGUCCCGCGCUACGGACGACCUUCGGCGUACUGCUGAAGCGAGCUCGGCUGAUGCUGUGCGCAUUGCGUCAGAGGCGCGCCGUGCGGCUGAGGAGGCCGCUGGGCGGCGCGUCGCAGAGGCCAUUGCGAACGUCGUGCGCGCGAUAGGUGAUGUCGCUGGCACGACCGCGAACCCUUCAGACGCUGCGCCCUCCACGUCCACGGCUCAUGGCGCGCAGCGCUCCUUCAGUGAGCGCCGUCCUGCAACCUUCCCAUUCCCGCCGGACUUCCAGAUGGCAAUGGAGUCUCUCAGUGAUCUUGCAGACCCGCGUGCCUGGAUGUCAGAGCGGGGCGGCCGGCGCGGCCACGGGUUCCGUCACCGCCACGGACGAUAUAGCAUGCACCAGACUGCGUCGGCUCCGGGGUCUGCAUACGCUUCUAAGAAACAGACGGAUAAGGACAAGGGCAAAGGCAAGGCGCCCGCCCAGACUGAAGCUGUCCCCGAACCCCCUGCUCAGAUCAUCAGCGCCGCGCGAGGGCCGUACCCACAGCUCGAAAUGCUCAGCGUCUCCCCUCCCCGUCGACACCACACCAUGCACGGCACCGGGACCGGGACCCAUCGUGCCCAGGAGGCCAGCAAGUCGAAGGAAAACCCUGCAGUGAGCUCCAUCACCAGGAGGCUUGGUGAUAUGGGCUUCACCGAGGACAAGUUUCCGAGCAUCUACGCGCAGGUCUUGGCGCGCGUCCCCAGUCAGGGCGAGCUGUCCCGCGAGGCGGAGGAUUCGGUCGUGAGCGACGUGCUUGAGGAUCUGCUCUUGAUGUCGCCGGUCCAGUCUCCGCAGCCGUCUGGCUCGGGUGCUCAUGCGAAUCAGGCGGAGGACGGUAUUCCUGGUGCUUUCCCUUGA
Laetiporus sulphureus 93-53 is the source of this 1929-nucleotide messenger RNA. RefSeq lists its product as uncharacterized. Gene Ontology annotation, molecular function: protein binding. The coding region runs from base 1 to 1929 and encodes 642 amino acids. Lineage: Eukaryota; Fungi; Basidiomycota; Agaricomycetes; Polyporales; Laetiporaceae. The transcript has 3 exons. The record is from RefSeq and is a predicted model, not a curated record.